GCUUGUUGUUUUAAUAUAAAAUAACGGACACGUCACACUCAUCCCACCAUCGGUAGAGACCGAACGGUUCAUCGAGUCGAAUCGAGUGCACAAAGAAUGGAGAAGUUUGAGGGCAAAUGGCUUCUGUCUGAUCUGGACUUUGACCAACUGAAGAAACUGUACAUGUCUAAAUUUGGCGCACAUGAAGCUCAACUAAACAAGGACAAAGAAAAGUGGAUGACAAUCUACCUGGAAGUGACUGAAAAAGGGACCCAUUGGAAGCAUGCCAAUGCUCCAAAUGGAGAUACAACCAUGAAGUUUGACACGACAAAGUAUACGUGCGAAGUCAACCGCCCCAGCAGGAAUGAUAACAUUAAGAGCACAUUUGAGAUGAAGAGUGACACAGAAAUUGUCAUCCACAACCCUAACCGUCUCACGAUGACCGCCAAGUUGACUGGAAACGACCUGACAUUUACCCAGGCCAUUGAUGACGUCAGCGUGGACAGUGUGUUCACCAAGUCCACGGAGUGAGAAACCACCAUCUUCCGGUCAACCAUCAACACAGGCCUGAAAUACAGUGGUUUUUCUUUAGCUACAUGUUUACCUUUGCUCUGGCUAGGGUAUACGUAGUUCUGUAGUAACGUUGACUUUGUGCCUUCUUAGUCAUUUUAGCCUAUUGUGAAGUAGUAUCGGAUUUAGUUUGUUUAGAGUGCAUAGAAAGGAAAACUAUUAUGAUGGUGUCACUACAAUGCAUCAACACAGGCCUGGAAUUCAGCGUUUUUUCUUUCGCUACAUGUUUACCUUUGCUCUGGCUAGGGUAUACGUCGUUCUGUAGUAACAUUGACUAACAUGUGCCUACGGAGUAGAAUCGGCGCAGUUGUUAUUUUAAGCUUAAGCCAACUGUGAAGUAGUAUUGAAUUUAGUUUGUUUAGAGCGCAUAGAAAAGUAAACUAUUAUGAUGGUGGCAUUACAUUCAUUUACGUUGUAUGCACGUAUAUAUGAGCUUCUCUAGCUAAAUGAGAUAAUUGGACAGUUAUCCAAGUAACUCAAUAAAUUCUAUUAACCAUUUCGAAUUUCUUCUUCAGCUAUCUGACCUGGUGUCCGAACAUAUUAAUGCUGUAGACACGUGAUUUUUCAUGAUGUUAUCCUAAGAAAACAUUGCAGCAAAAUAAAACCUUUAGCCACCUGAUGUCUGACUGAUUACCAAAAUGUAACUGACUUUAUUGUUUGUUACCAUUAAAAUGCGCAUUAAAAUUGCUACUGUCAGCGAUUCAUUUAUUAGA
This is a messenger RNA of Branchiostoma floridae (Florida lancelet), 1262 nucleotides long. RefSeq lists its product as uncharacterized. NCBI's taxonomy places the organism in Eukaryota, Metazoa, Chordata, Leptocardii, Amphioxiformes, Branchiostomatidae. The transcript has 6 exons. The record is from RefSeq and is a predicted model, not a curated record. Bases 97 to 510 code for a protein of 137 amino acids.